AUGGGAGCUCUUUCGCUCGUCGUGUUGGCAUGCGCCUUGAGCCAUGCUUCUGCUGCCGUAAUACCUCGCGGCAGCCCAAAAGGAACCCCCAAGGCCAGCGACUUCGCGGCCGACUCUUCUAUCCCAAUCCCGAAGAUUCAGUCGGCGGCUGCCAACACGAACGUCCAAGCUGCAAUUUAUCCCCUGAGCCAAGAUAAUCAGGGGACCAAAUCGGCCAUCUACAAAGACUGGUCAGGCUUCAAAAAGUUAACCUAUAUGUGGAUCGCAGACAUGGAUGUCGACUGCGAUGGAAUGGACUACCGCUGCAAGGGUAACCCCGACGGCCUAUCGACAACUAACUGGGGCGCCUUAUCGGCCUACAAUGUCCCCUUUAUUGUUAUCCCGGACGAUUUCAUGGUGGCUAACAAGGACCACCUUCCCGGCAACAACGUCGCCGCCGUCAUCUGUAACGGCAAAAUGUACUACGGAAUCCUAGGAGAUUCCAACGGCGACACCCCCCUCGUCACGGGUGAAGCGUCCUGGUUGAUGGCCAGGACCUGUUUCCCAGAUGAUAAUCUGGAUGGUAAUAAGGGUCACUCAGACCCGGAUGUCACAUAUAUCGUCUUUACCGGCAAAGAUGCCGUCCUGUCCAGCAGCGCCAUGAACGAGAACUACAUAACCAACUUUGGUACUCUGAGGUCUAUGGGUAAUAAGCUGGUGUCCGAUCUCGCCUCCAGCCUGGCUCUACAUAAGUCAGGGAACUCUACAACUCCCUCGACCACAUCGGGCCCUACCACCACCUCGACUUCACAUCCUACCUCCACUGAUGGUAGUCAGGAGAACUCCUCUUCGUCUCUCUCUCCGCCUUCCCUGACUAGUCUCUUCCCGUCUGCUCUGUUAGCGACGGUUGCCCUGAUGGGCUUGCUUCUUUGGUAA
Aspergillus affinis is the source of this 915-nucleotide messenger RNA. RefSeq names its product glycoside hydrolase family 75 protein. The coding region runs from base 1 to 915 and encodes 304 amino acids. The transcript is spliced from 3 exons. Gene Ontology annotation, molecular function: chitosanase activity. The record is from RefSeq and is a predicted model, not a curated record. NCBI's taxonomy places the organism in Eukaryota, Fungi, Ascomycota, Eurotiomycetes, Eurotiales, Aspergillaceae.